Xenia sp. Carnegie-2017 is the source of this 9443-nucleotide messenger RNA. Its product is annotated as dmX-like protein 1. Lineage: Eukaryota; Metazoa; Cnidaria; Anthozoa; Malacalcyonacea; Xeniidae. The coding region runs from base 110 to 9073 and encodes 2987 amino acids. Gene Ontology annotation, cellular component: RAVE complex. Gene Ontology annotation, biological process: vacuolar acidification. The record is from RefSeq and is a predicted model, not a curated record. Gene Ontology annotation, molecular function: protein binding. The transcript is spliced from 37 exons.
CGUAACUACAGAGAAAAUGUUUUUCUUCGAAAAACGAAAACGAAAAGGAGCAAAAGGAAACUUUUCGACCACCUGAAAUAGUUUGAGACACUUCGCAUGUGUUAAAAUCAUGAAAUUACACCAGAUAUUGACCGGCGCUGCGAACACUAUUGAUAAUUCGGCGUCUGUUGCAUACGGCUGUGUUGAUGACUAUCCCUUUAUAGUAUAUAUCUCCGGCUGUGAAGUCGUAAUCUUGGAUGGUAGAUUUCAACGUGUUCAGAUUGUUAUAAGUCAGUGUGCAGCAACCAAUCAUGUCGGACUGAUAUCUUGUUCCCAGAUUGAUGGCAAAAUUGCAGUUGCUUAUGGAAACUGGACAAGAAUUUUCGGAGCAAGAGCCAGUUGCGACCAACAAAAUGAAUCUUUGCCUUUUCAAUGGUUUUUGACAUCAGAACUUUUCACCAACUACACUCAGCAUUGUUUGUCAUGGGACAGAGAUGGUCAACGAUUGCUGACGGGGGGUGAAGUCCUUGAAAUGUGGGUCGAGUCCGAGCAAAGUACUGCGCAAAAUGUGACGUGGAAAAGCGUUUGGCGAUGUGAAAUACCCCACCCGGCGUUUUGCAUACAGUUCUCCUCGGACGGAUCGUAUUUUGCUACAUGUGGAAAGAACGAUUGUCUUGUGAAGAUUUGGUUCGAGGUAGAAAAAGAAAGUGAAGGCAGCAACGCUGGAAUGGCGUAUUACGAUUUCCUCUACAUUCCACAUCCGAGACCUGUCACUCGAUUAUCUUGGAGAAAGACAAGCUAUUUAAUGCAAAGAAAUGUCGUGGCGAACGUCCUAUUGACGUCUUGUGCGGACAACAUAUGCCGUUUGUGGUGCGAAACUAUCGAAGAAAGAUCGAUUUCGUCUCCCUUGGAACCGAGCCACUCCGAGCGACAGCGUCUUAUCCCGAAUUCGAGUGCGGACGCCACGAGUGGUGGCGACUCGUACGACAUCAGAACGAAAUACCAUUUUCACAUUGCGGCAAGCAUAGACCCGAGUAAGGACAUACCUGUCAUGUCGACCGUUUCUUUCUUCUCCUCGGCGGAGAACCAUAGUUCUUUCGUACUUCAUUGGGUCAAUAAUAAGGAAAUGUACAUCACUGCCGUUGCCAAGUUACUCCUAGGAUCGCCAACCGUCGUUGUCGAUGUGGAAGCGGACAACACAAUAUCUGGAGAAACUGGUAACACAUACACUCACAGCCCGUACGUGGACUUGACCAAAGACGAGAACGUAGGACGGGAUGUUAAUGACAGCGAAGUUUCUUUCGAAGGACUUUCAACGAACUCCAAAGAUUUACCGAAAGAUCGAUCGAGCGUCGGUGGAAACAACUUCUUCGCUCAAUUUGAUGGUUUGCUGCGAGACUGGUGCAACACACCAGACUCCUUGCUGGCCAUCAACCCGGCAGAUGGCUCCUUGCUCAUGUUUCUUGUCGACUCACUCGACACCACUCUCGACGCCGAUUUCCGACAGGCGCAAAUUAGCUUCUCCUCGUGUAUUCCCGACGUUUUCCCACCUGCCGAUGCGCAUUCGCUGUUACAGAACGUCAUCCUCUAUCGUUUGCCUGACAAGCUGAGCAUUCAAAGCGUGAGCAACUCAGAGCACACGCAUUUGUACGGUCGUUACGUAAAGACAUCAAUCGUGAAUAAGACUUCUUCGAAGACGUCGUUAGUUUUAGUUGAAACCGGCGCCCAUCCACCCGUCUCCAUGAUAACCACCCACAAAGAUGGUUCGAUGAAUCAGUGGCAAAUCGAUUUCGCAGACGACAGUGCGUUCUCCACACUCAUUUCUCUUUCUCAUGUCACGCGUCUGUCGGGACAUCGCUUCCCUUUGACGGGAUUGUUUCCGCAUCCCUCGUUACCUAUACUGCUGUCGGUUUCAACAUUCACGGCGAAAGUCGAAGACUCGUCGACCUUGAACGAUCAAGAUGGGCACGAAGAUUCCAAGGGAUCUCCACGUGCGGUCCCCUUGACAAAACUCGAGAAAAGGUUUACUUUCACCGAAUUCAUUCUGUGGCAGUGUGAUUGCGUUUUUCAGCUUUCUCAAUCUGGCGGUAUUAUGGAGCUAGCAAAGCUCACAUCAACUAGCCCGUGUGCUUUCGAUAAAAUCGCCUGGUUACCAAAAUUGUUCGUUCGCCCUUUGCUCACGUUUGAUUAUUCUGUGCCCCUCUCGGCCAAGUCCGUCGCUCCAUGUGCGUGCUUUGUUGCCCCCGACGAGACGGGUUUGUUGUUCUACAAGGUCGUUUUGGAUGGACGAGCUCUGCUCGAGUUCCUUUCAGGAAAGCAGAAUCGACGAGCCGAUCGAAUGGCGAAUUUUAACAGUGACGAGGAAGGAGAUGAGUUUAGCAUCGAUUAUCCAUCUGUGUCCACCAUAAAUCAUUUAGUAGACUGCAUUAUAAGCGAUCAGUCUGGGCCUAGGCCCGGAAGCAUCCUUCGACUCUGUCGACUCAGAAGCUCGAGAAAUGUUUUGAAAAGUCCGCUGUUCUUUCACGUGUUCACCGAGGAUGCGAUUGGCAAAUGCCGUUCAAGCGAUGGGAUAACGUCAACCAGAGACGAUCUGCUGGAAGAUACUUUUUAUUUAGUGGCUUUGGAUAAUAAACAGUUGAAUAGCAGUGAUUUGCAAAGAACAUCUCGGCACGAGGGUGAAAUCCGUACAAUGGUUCACAUGUGGAGAAUAAAGAUUACGACCAUUGAUAAGGAAGAUGAUGGAUCCUCAGGCGAGAUGUCAUUUACCCCGCAAGAUCCCUUGCCUACAUUUUCAUUCACGGACAUCAAGGAGAAUGUAAAUUGUGGCAUACGAUCACGUAAAGUUCUUACGUCUUGUCUUGACCUCCCGGCUGGCGUUUACGUUACUAUGGCAACGCCUUCUGCCAACACUUUAUCGUCAGUGUCUGAAAAUCGUGUAGGCUGCCUGCCCUUUUUGAUAUCAACAUCUUGCUCUGACGGUGAGAUUCGAUUCUGGUCGUGCCUUGCUCGGGAUUCCUCUGAAGGCACCUCCACUCGAUAUUCUUGGUGUGAAUGCUCAAUGAAAUGUCCUGGCACUAGUGCGAGAGAUCAAAAUAAACGAGGGAAUACCGAUGGAGUACCCGUGGCACUAGAUUGUGCCAACACGGGGAGGGUGGCAAUCGUGACGCGUCCAGAACCAGCUGAAAAUUCAGAAAUUAUUCAAGGAAAGUACGAUGUUGUGAUAUGGGAAAGCGAAUCAAAUGGAAACACUGAAUGGAUCGUGGAGGAUGCAUUUGACAUCCGAAAUGCAGUUGCCAAACGAACAGCAGAAACCAUACAACACGCAUGCGUGAGGUGGUUCUCCUGCGAGAAUGGCCUUUUCGUGCUAGCCGUUCGCGUGGGACGAUUCAUACAUCUCUACAGUCUUGUCGAGAGUUUAGACGAAGUACCGAGUUUAAAGAAACGUUCCCCAAAGCAUCGUUAUAAUAGAAUUACAACGUUUGAAAUUGGUAGCCCAUCAACUCCAAGUGAUUGCGAACUUUUCAUUUCAUUUGUCCGACGCGGUUUGCUAGUUGUGGGGAUUGGUAACGAAGUUCAUGUCUACUCUCAGUGGAACGGUAAUAUAAGCGGGGACACAAAGUUGAUCGUCAGUUCCGACGACUUUCGAAAUCCAGGCCUCUUUAACGAAGUGCGUCUACGAAAUCCGACACUGCCUCAAUACCAUCCGAAGUAUUUGAUCGAAUUGCUGGAUUUCGGAAAACUGCGAAGAGCUCGUGCCAUAUUAAAUCAUUUGGUUCGCUGUAUUGCUGGUGAGCAAGCAACGCAGGCAGCGGUGUACAGCAACGACGAUACUUCACGUAAAAGAACACGAAGUGUCAUCGGUGCAUUGAAUCUAGGGACCUACUACUCCAGUGGGCAGGGAGAAACUUCGGUUAGAGCAAGUGACUUUAGCCGCCAUCAGUAUAAUGUUGAUUGCAUUCCACCUCUGCCCAUUUUCAAGUUGCUGGCCGCUGACAAAGAUGAUAGCGGUAACACAAAUAUGGAUAAAGCAAACGCAGACUCCAACUCAUCGAGUGAUCGUGUUGAGGAAACCGAUUAUAGUGAACUGUUCAAUACUUCAUUUAAGAGCAGUUUUGAUAAUUCGGGUAUCAUAGAUAACCCUCCGGUUUUACAGAACUCCCGCAGUACUUCGUUCAGUCCUGUGCAUUUUGGUGUCGGCCAAGCCCGACUGCUCUCCGAACAUUUGAGUCGAAAACAGCUGGCGGGCCUAACACGAAUCGAGCAGCUAGAACUGCAAGCCCUCGCCGAUACUCUAGCGACGACCAAAAAUGAUCUGGAGGAAGACAACUCUGAAACUGAACAGGGAUUGACGUUUGUGAAAAAGUGUGACUUAGCCAAAGAGGGAGUCACUGGCUUCAUGGGGGGACCCUCUGGUGGAGGUGGAGGAUAUGCUACGACUGGAAGUGUUGGUGUGACGGAGGGUAGUGGAGGUGACGCUGUGGACGAAUGCGGAUUACGAUUCCUUUUGGCGAUGAGGCACCACACAUGUCUCCUGAGAUCCCUUCCAUUAGUACCCAGGGCGCAGCUCGAACUCCAGGGGCUGUCUUCGUCCAAGUUCAUCUGGGCCUUUCAUUCGGACACGCAAGAGGAACUGCUCGCAAUGCUUCCUGGGAUGAUUCGAGGCGAACCAACGUGGAACGAACUGAGACAGUAUGGCGUUGGAUGGUGGAUCAAAAGCAAUGAGACUUUAAAACGACUUGUUGAAAAAGUGGCUAAGACGAAGUUCAAUGAAAAUCAAGAUCCGAUGGAUUGCUCGCUCUUCUACAUGGCGAUGAAGAAGAAAACUGUCCUGCGAGGCUUGUUCAGGACUCAGGGAAACUCGAGGAUGGCGACUUUCUUCGGUAACAAUUUCUCGGAGGAUAGAUGGCGAAAGGCGGCGUUGAAAAACGCUUAUUCUCUUCUCAGCAAACAGCGUUUUGAGCACGCCGUGGCGUUUUUCCUUUUAGCCGACGCUCUCUGGGAUGCUGUGAGGCUGUGUAUCAGUCACCUAAAAGAUAUUCAACUUGCAUUGGUUGUUGCUAGGCUAUACGAUGCGGAUGCCGAACUGCCUACCUAUAAAAGAGUUCUCAAAGAAUACGUCUUGGGCCAAGCGGGCUGUAAGGCGGAAAAAGAUCCGUUCUUGCGAAGUAUAGCGCACUGGCUGACAAAAAGUUACCACGAAGCUUUGCGAACCCUGCUUCUUGACUCCGACAUCUGCGAGGCGGAUGACGAGUACAACGAAUAUGCUGCGUCAGGAAGUCCGGAUAUCUUCAACUUCUACAUGUAUCUCCGAACGCAUCCCGUUCUACGCCGAACGCAGUUCGAGAAGAACACGAAGUCUAACACGCGCCGAAAGCAAAGAAACGCUUUCAAGGUCACCCGUCAGCAGAGCGUUAGCGAAGUGGUCAUGUUGACGUCACCGCUGACAGCUUUCGAAAGACAACUGUAUUACAUGACCGCUCAGCAUCAUUACAACACGGGCUGUCCUGACCUGUCCUUGCAAGUGUUGUUGGAUCUUCCUCCCCCAGAAAAUGACCCCGUCUCGAAAACCGAUGGUUCCUCUGUUUCCAGUGAAUUUGAGGAGCGUUCUACCGAUAGGAACGAGACCAUGAUCAACACGGGUACAUUAAAUGUGGACUGGGGAAAGCCACUUACGUCUAGCAAUUCGGCUCAUGAUCGGUCCCAGUCUUUAUCUGGGCAACCACAUGAAAAUAGGCAGAGCAAUGCCGAUUUUGAUUGGUCGCAGCCCGUUUCUCACAAACUUGCUAGCAAGGAAAAUAAAGCAUCCGAUUUUGAUUGGUCCCAGCCCGUUUCCGGGACACUUAUGACAAUUGGGGAAAAAAGCUCAGAUGUUGAUUGGUCACAGCCUGCUUCUGGCCCUGAUAAAAUAAGCUUUGAUUGGUCGAAACCGAUUUCGGGGGUUUUGAAUGGCUAUGACGAGACUGAUACCGACCGGUCUCUACCUUUAUCAGGAACAGGUGAUGACAAUACUUCAAGUGAACAAAAUAAUGAUAAUAAAGUCAGUAAUGAACUUAAUGGUGAGGACUUCCCGGAGGCACGUGCAAAAGGUGGCACGUUACACGCGAAGAAACACGCAGCUAUCACGCAGAGGUUGAAGUUCCGCGCGUGUUUGAAAUUAGUUGUGGACGAGCUAUGUAGCCUACCUCAUCACUGCGAGAUAAACAAUAAAGACUUGAGGUCCACGUUUCAGAGUUGGUUGAAGAAGGAGGUCGAUCUCAUACAUAAAAUUUGUGACAUUGAACAAGAUUACGCGUCUUUCGAAUCGUUGAUGUCACUGAUUGUCACCUCACCUACAACGGACAGAGAUUCAUUCGGUGAUCUCGUCAGCGAUUCAGCGAACGACAAGAACAACUUUGCGAAAAAGGUCGAGACCUCUGCCCGCCAUAUCGAAUGGCUAAAACAGAACCAACCGUUGUUGAACAUCCUUCUGAACUACUGUACCUUACAUGGCGCCUCAGGUGGAGAUGUUGCGACAAUGAAGCUGGAACUCUUGAUACUCAUCCACGAAAUGGAGCAGCAACGUCACCUCAUGUCGCCGCUGUACCUUACGUCCGCCGGCUCAUCAAUUCCUCCUCUCAUUCUUGCAACUAUGGUAUCGACCUUUUCGCUCGGCGCCAGUCCAUUCACCUAUCUCUCGGCCAUGACGCAAGACAUACUGAAGUAUCUCACCAAGUUACCAGGCCCCCCCAACCCGACUCAGCCGCUGGAGAUGAUGUCCGUGUUGCGAAGAGUGACUGCCACGCUCUCGGCAUGUGUGUUUCAGAGUCUGAUGUGUGGAAACUGUGAAGUUGAACAAAGUAUGUCAAGUAUUCACAACCCGGAAAACUUUCGUGCGAACGAUCUUUUUUCAACCAAUAAAGUCAGAACACCAACCUCCUCUCCCAACAAAUGGCCAGGUGUUCGCCUACUGCGGUCAUUGCUCAUUACGGAGGCAAAAGAUAAUGCCACUAAGUUGAAGGUUCUCCUCUCGGAAAUAUGUGUAGCGACCUUCCUGAGCCUUCUUGCGACGGCCUGGAACGAGAGCGAUCCAAAACAGUUGUACUGCAUCAUUUCGAACAGUCUUACCGUUGACAUGUGGGGAAUCGUUUUUGGUGGCGGAUGCAAAGUGAUCAAGCAAAGUGCACCGCUGAACAGUGCAGAUGAAGACAGCAGGCGUCAGUCAUUGCCGAUUUCUCAGUCACAAGGUGUGGAUUGGGCUGCGAAACGAAGACAGUGGAAUUAUAAAUUACUUCCCCCGAAAAAUGUGACAAAUAAGACGGAGAAGAAAGUAGAAGACGAGGAGUUUUUACCUCCUCAAAUGUCGCUAAUGGAUUAUUUCCAAAGAAAGCCAAACGAGGGAACGACCACAUUGUCUCAUUACGAUAGCGACAUGGCGUCUUCGGAUUCCGAGGAUGAAGAGGAGGAUGGAAUAGUCGCCUCCGGAGUGAAGAAGAAAAGGGAAAAACCACGUGAUCAUCUUGAUCUUAACUCCUUCAGUUGGACCCUAAUGAACUACGCCAUCAGUGCUUCAAUCUGUCUCGAUUUGCAUCGUUUCCUUGCAGAUGUUGGUCUGGAGGUUACAGACUUGCCAAUGGUCUCGCCUCUCCUGCAUUCGGCUGUGAAAAUGUUGGAUCACUGGAAACAAGUUUUCUAUGACAAGUUGAAGAAAUGUGAUCGUCCAGCGGAUGACUACAUUCCCUUACAUUGUGUCGAUAAAGAUGACUUUCCUCGCGGUGGACCCACGUUGAUAAAAUACAAAGCUCUCAUCGAUCCCAACAAUACACCAUUCAGGUCGACGAGCUCGACAGCGAUUCCUGCAAAACGAUUAUGGCAUACUUUGGUGACGAAAGAACAAUUGCAAAAAGUGUUCCUCGAUUUUGCCUUCCCCAGAAAUAGUCUCAAGACGGAACAACACGCUGGCGUUGUCGACGAAGAACGCACAGACGAGAACGAAGCGACAGUUUUAUACAAAGACAGCGAGGCGAUCAACUCGUUUUGCGUCAGCAAGACGAUGGCGAUGCGUGUUGUCGUGGCAACGAUGCGUGACGUGCAUGAAUUGGAUAUUUCGAACGCGAUGAAAAUGCCGCGCGCAUUUUACGUUGACGAAUUUAUCUCCGAUUCUGAGAACAGAAAAAGUGACCAAGAAGAAUACACCAUGGUCUACACUGGAACAGAUACGGCAAAACCCGUCGACCAUAAUAUUGGAAUAUCUGCUCAAUCUGGGGUCGCCUCAUCUGUGAUGUUCAGAAGGAAUGUUUCCGGUAUCAAAAGACUCGAAGAACAUCCCAACUUGCCUUAUUAUUUAGCCGGCGGCCACGAUGGAAGUCUGCGCAUCUGGGAGCUUGGGCACGAGCAUGAGAUAGCGACGUAUCGCGAAAGCGGGAAAUAUCAACGCGUCACGAAAGUUCAUUUUAGUCAACACGGUGGAAAGUUUGGCGUAAUCGAUUUCGGUGGACAGCUUUCUCUCCAUCAGUGUAUGAACACAUCGCGAACUGCAGCUAUUACAACUUUGAAAUGCCACAACAAACAAGGCAACGAUUUUGCUUUCCUUGGAUCCACAAGCCUCCUCGCCACGGCAGGAUACUCGAGUGACGGAAACAAUGCCUGUCUUUGGGAUACACUUCUACCACAAGCAUCUUCUUUAGUACAUGGUUUCAACUGUCACGAAAGUGGAUCCCUUUGUGUCGCUUACGUUCCGUGUAAAAGAUUAUUACUAUCUGGGGGUCGCAAGGGUGAUGUUUGUAUAUUUGAUUUAAGACAACGACAACACAUGCAAACGUUUACUGCGCAUGACAGUGACGUCAAAAGUAUCGCAGUUGACGAAAGCGGGGAGUUCUUCGUAACGGGAUCCUUAGAUGGGGACAUUAAGGUUUGGAGUCUCCAUUCUCAUAAAGAGCUUCUCUCAUAUCCUAACGAGCACGGGAGAAGCAAUUAUCAAUUGAUUAAACUCGGCACCCAAGGCGUCCCACGCGUCAGCCUGCAACCAGGCGGUCAAUUGUUUUCAUGUGGAGGUGACGGUACACUAAAAUUUCGGCAGUUGCCCCUAACGGAUCUGAUCGUAAAUUCACCAUUUUGAAAUGUCGUACGUAGGUGAAGAACACUGAACUGAAUAUAUAACUGAUUGGCUACAUUUUGACAAACAUGACUGUACUUGCUCGUGAAGUCAUAUUUCACCUUCAAACACGCAUGUCCCGAGGUCAAGUCCCAUUUUUUUCCGGCAGUGCGCGAAAAGAUUGAGACUGGUGGAAUUGCUCGCUCAAGUUUUGACGUGAGAUAGCCUUCCAGUUGUAUUCAGUUCAGUGGUUAAGAAUGAUGUUAUUGACAGACGCAUCGAUAUUAAUAAUGAAUGAAGUAACGUCGUGGUAUGAUUUAUUUAAAAAAAAACUCUUAUCGAAAUCUUAAUAUUUAAUCGCAGCACAAUAAAAUGACCGAUUUCUCAAAAUAAA